This is a messenger RNA of Ochlerotatus camptorhynchus, 3482 nucleotides long. RefSeq lists its product as uncharacterized. The coding region runs from base 263 to 1270 and encodes 335 amino acids. The record is from RefSeq and is a predicted model, not a curated record. The transcript has 2 exons. NCBI's taxonomy places the organism in Eukaryota, Metazoa, Arthropoda, Insecta, Diptera, Culicidae.
CUCUACGCUAGUUGCCGAUUCCAUUGGGAUUACUCACUGCGAUUUACAACUGACACUCGCUAUCUCUGACCCUGAGGACGGAAGAAGAAGACUCAUUCGUGUUUCGACCUUAUCAAUCUGCGGAGUGAUAUCGAUUUUUGUCCUCUGUACUGUUCCUGACUUUUUUUUUGCGACCGAACAAGGAAGAUUUCAAGUUCAUGCUCAUCGAUUAGAGCAGUGAUACGGACUGAGAUACCGACAACGAAUCAACCGACCGACCGGGAUGUCGUCCGGCUACAAGCACCUGUAUUCCUGUGUGACCUUCAUUUUGUUCAUGGUGGUGGUAAAUUUUUACAAGAAUAAAAUCCAUCAAGCUCGGGAACGAGAGGCCUUUGUCCGUACCAAGACCCGAGGCAACAUUCCCGUGAAGCAUUCGAUGCAGCUGAUGAAACACCGUCCGGUGGCGAUGUUCGAGGAUGAAGAAGAUGAUGAUAGUUGGUUCAGUGGUGGUAAGGGUGUUGGAAGGACAAACGAUGGACACGAAAUGACGUACCGGGAAUCCGUACUGGAGCGAAUGAAGGAAUUUCCAGAUGAAUGUAAAGAUAUGGAAGUGUUCUGUUUCACCAAGGAAAGAGUAGAUGGAGAGCAGACCGGUGCAAAGGGUUAUGAACCACCUGUCGGAGGCCCCCAGCAGAAGACAACUACCAACAACACGCGUCAGCAAGACACCUCACAAAAUUCGUCGGUGUACGUGUUCUUAUCGGUGCUGAUAAUUCUGCUGAUUGCCGCAGGUGUAGAUAUCGCCAAGCAUAUCAGAGCCAAUCCGAGACAAGAUAACAUUCGACGUCUGUCGCUUCAAAACUAUCAAGCGCUAAUUCGUGAGAAGCAGAAACAAUUUCGUAUGAUGAAACAGCAUUACUCACAACCGUCGAUGUCGAUUAGUCGAUCGAUUGAUGAGUCAAACUUUCCCCUGCCACCGCCCUGCUUGACAGCAAACUUCACCACUCGCACUAAAGAGGACCUCGAAAGCCACGAUUCGAAGGCACCACCACUGCUUCAACGACGUCAAUCCGUUCCGGCACUGAUGAGACCGAGCAGCUCGUUGCUAAGCAAGAACGGCAGCACUUAUUCAAGGCAAAUGUGUCGGCGUCCUUCGGUGGAUUCGUACGGCGGAUUCGGAGGUGGCGCCGAACGGGAAGUGGUUGAUUUGGCUAGCUUCAACACCAACAAGGCGCCCAACGGAUCACCGACCGAAAUGCGACGAAGGGUAAGGAUGCUGCACAGACAUUGAACGUCCCUGAGAGGGAAGGUCAACUUGUUUUCGGUGCACAAAACAAAUUCUCAUUUAGCGGGAUAGUUGGGCGGUUAGCAGUUUGACUGCGGGGUUUGUGAUUAUCUAGGAAAAGAUUUGUGACGCAUUCUGCCAAAAGAAACAAAACGAAAAAUGUGUAAACGUAAAUGUGAUCUUUAUAAAGAGUACACACACAGAAAUUACUUUCAGAUGUAUUUUAAAUGUAAGAUAAAAUGGAACUAUUUAUGUGCUGGUUAAUGGAUCAUAUCAAUGUUGUUUUUAGAACGGAUAAUUAUCACUAUUUUUUAAGCAGAUCUACUCUUAAUGAUAAGUAAUUAUGAAGACAUUUCAUUCACAUUGCGUGGGCGAUAAUUCCUCAAAUAAGUAACUAAAUAUAAACAAUCCGUGAUGAAUAAUGGAUUUAGUCAAAAAGUUUUGGAUGUGCUAUUACACUGUACUGCUGAUUGAAGUUAUUUAUGUCUGCACUAAUUUAGUAGAAUGAACGGCAGACUGAUGCAAAUUUUGAAGCUUUUGCUUGAUAGGACUCACCAGUAACAGCCCCAAUUUGGGUUCUCAACAACCUCCAAAAAUUUGAACUUAUUUAGUAGAGAACUGACUUGGCACAAACCAUAUGAAGUUUAUAUGAAAAUUACUAUGAAAAAUCAAACCAUUACCGUAUUGUUCUGAGGAAAAGAUUGAAAGCUUAAUUUAAGAAAAUUUUAUCAGCUACGACUUUUUUGUUCAUUUUUCAUUUUUCAAUGAACAAGAUUGUCGGAAUCCUUUCACUUCACGUUUCAAAGGCAUCAAUCUCUACAUCAAGGAGUCGUACAGAUCCAGAAUUAAAUUCAGUGCUUGCUUCUCAGCAAGUAGGGUAAAUUAUAUAAAGAAAGAGAGAAUGAAUAGUAAUUUUCAUUUAAUUCCACUACCUUGAUUGCUUAUCUUUGACAGAUACGUGUAUUUUGUCAACAACGUGCAGACUUCUUGAGUGUCUUGUACUAAUAGUUGUCGAGUAUUAGUACAAGACAUUGUAGACGAAAUACACGUAUCUAUCAAUGGUAAGUAGUUCAGGUAGUGGAAUUAAAUGGAAAUUCUAAUCCUUUCUCUAUGGGGAAUCGUUGUGGAAACCUUAUUUCUGAUUAAUCUCACUAUCAUCUAGAUAUUUCAAGACCACAAAUUUCAGCUCUCACAAAAAUGAACUGUGAAACGUUUGCUGCAGUGGCCGCAGGGAGUUCCAAUUUCAUGAGUGAUGUUACAACAAUGCCCGAGAUUGUGCUCUUGAAAACUCAAAGUGAUAGGACAUAUGAGUCAUCAUGACUCUUCAAGGAAUCAUCUUAUACAAUUAUUCCUCUAUAUACGCCCACAUUCAUCAGGUUUCAGGAAAAAAUGGCUUAUUAUGAACCCCCUAGUAGCUGUUUUAGCCAUUUACACUAAACUCAUGACCUUUUAAUAAUUGUUUCAGCUAUGCUUAGGUUGCGUUAUGUUUUUCACUUCCUAUGCUUAGAAUGGUUGAGACGUAAAAUAAGUAAAUUACCUAAUUUUAGCCAUGCACAUCUGCAUUACAAGUUGAAGGCAGCAUCAACAUUUCAUGAACCAGCCGGGGUCCAUUAUUGGGGUGGAUGGAUGAUGGGAUGAUGGACCGUCUAGAAGACAAUAGAGAAUCAUCUCAAAUUUAUGAAUUCAGCUUAUAUACAAGGUAGAAUCGAUGGAUGGCGUCCCUAAUAAACAAAUACCAUAUACGAACGAUCACCGAAUGUAAAAACUAUUCAACAAAUGAUUUAUUUCUGUUGGUUAUGAUUUUACAUUGAUUUAACACUUCAAUUGAUUAGACAAUCUGGCUCUUCAUCUUUGUUUAAUUUGUUAUUCUAAUUUACGUAUUCACCAGAGACGAUGUGUAAUAAGACACGGCCAACUAAGUUAUGUUGUCUGCAAGGUUUGGCAACCCGCAAUUUCGUGUUAGCUUCGAGUGACUUUUAAUUUAAGCUACUGUCGUCUGCUAUACUAUUUUGAUCGAGUACUUUUGUAGUCAUUAUUUGAAAAAUUCCAUUGUAAUGCACGGCAUCCUUCUGUAAAAAUACACCGAAUAAAAUGUGGCAAAAUGUAAGUUUCUGGUUUCCCAAAGAUAGCGACGCACAGUGGGACUAAAUUAAAAAAGAGGGACAUGGUCAUUUGCGACGAAACUAUUGAGUGUAGCAGUUUGAUGUCUUCUAGAAUG